Molecule: messenger RNA, 4893 nt
Organism: Haplochromis burtoni (Burton's mouthbrooder)
Lineage: Eukaryota; Metazoa; Chordata; Actinopteri; Cichliformes; Cichlidae
Product: sodium/hydrogen exchanger 2
Exons: 14
Coding region: 1752-3899 (715 amino acids)
Biological process (GO): regulation of pH; proton transmembrane transport; sodium ion transport
Cellular component (GO): membrane
Molecular function (GO): sodium:proton antiporter activity
Source: RefSeq, a predicted model, not a curated record
GGCAAGUUAGUUGAUUAUAUAUUACUUACAUCCAACCACUCGAGGAUCAAAGAAUAUUUCUGAGGGUGGCGUGAGUUGGAGUUGUACUGAAAUUCUAAGGUGAACAAGGGGAACAGGAAUAACUGCACAGUCCACGGAUGUGAGAUUGGGCGGAGCAACGCCUGUCUGUCAGCAAUCCAUGCGAUGGAGGGUGUGUUUACUGAUAUUACCUCCUCUGUCUGUAUCAGUGGCUGAAUCGUGUAAAAUGAUUAAACGCUGUGCAGCAUGUAGAUGAUGGACUGUGUGUAAACUGCAGAGGGUCAAGAUGUUUCAUCUCUGGUCUGACGUGGACUGACAUGUCUUCCCAUCACCUUCCUCACACGCGAUUUGAAGUCUGCCAGGUUGAUAGUCAGUAAGUUUGGACUUUGUCAACUUCUCCAGUAGAGGAAUCAAACAGGAUGUUUUUAUCAUUUCAAUGGUAUCUUCUCCUGCUUCAGACUCGGGUUGUAAAUAUGACUUAGAGUCACAGACGGACUUGCUGCUUCUUAGUUUCUCCAGCUGUUUUCUAACAUGGCCAGAAGUUGCAGUCAGGCAUUAUGUGUUAAUCAGAGGUGGAGAGGUCUGAUCCUCAGUGAGUUCACUUGUAGGGAAGAAGGGACGAAGGGCAAAAUCACUGAGGUAGUGAGGGUGUGUAAAAAAACCAAAACAACUCUUAGCUUUUAAAUGUUCUCUUGGACUGGAGAAGAACAACUAACAACUUUCCAGAAGCACAAACAGAUUUUAAAGCAACAGAAAAAAAAAAAAUCACAUGCCAUCUGCCUAACAUUUUGGAAAAGGGAACAAGUCACACAAGCAACAUAUUUUUAACUUUUUGUUUGUUUUCUGUGUAAAUGACCCGUACAACUAAACUCACUGAACCAAUUAUUUUUGUGCACUUAUACAGUGGAAGGCUUAUUCUGACACAGAUCCUUGUGUUUGCAGUGGAACUGACGGACUGCACGCAUAUUGGCAUAAAAUAUGUAAAGACGAUAAACCGAAUUUAAUAAGAAGCCAGUGGGAGGAAGAGAUACUGUCUUGGCUGAUAAUUAAAGCCUUUUUCUCACCACUAGGCAACAUAUUUGUAACUGUAAUUCAAACUAUUUCAAUAAUCACAACAUGCCGCAUCAACAAUAAGUUGCUUGUUUGAAAUGAAAGAUUGCAAAUCAAAUAAGCCACAGCAGAACACAAAUUCCACCAAAUGAAGCACUGCUACCACAGCAUGAGAACAAACACUGAAAAUGAGUCCAUUAUUGGAGAAGCCCUUUCUCUGCUAGGUAAACAAAAUAUAUUAACAAUUAUUGCAAUCUAUCUAAGCUUUGUGCACAACAAACCAUCAGUGCUAAUACCCUGGCUGAAUCUUGUGCAUGUGUACUUGCAUUACUUAUGCCGUGGGGACACAAAUGUGUGUACACAGGCACAUAUUGUGGACUUAAAGCAAUUCCCUGUAAUGGAAAUAAUCAUAUUUUGGGUUUUGUUUUGGCUUCCAGUUAGGGUUCAUUUUCAGGAAAUGGAUGUAAUGUUCUUUGAGUUGCUGAUGAGACCGUCUGUGUGUGUGACACACCCCUUGAGCUCUGUGCUGCUGGUAUCAUUGCUAGCUCAGGGAUUCCUGUGCACAUUAGUGGCUGCAUGAGUCCCAGUCAGGUUGUUUUGUGUGUCUCGCCCCCACCCCCCAUCUCCAUAGUCCCACUCCUAUUCUCUGCCUCUCUCUGCUGUUGUCCCAGCAUGGCUGCAGGAUGACUGCUCUGUGGACUCUCUCUCUGCUGCUCUCUGCCAGUCUGCUGGGCUGUCUGGCCGUGACCUCUCCCGAUGGGAGCCCUCUGCCGCACAAUCUGCCCCCCUCGCUGGGCACCAACAGUAGCGAUGGCAGCCUGUCUGUGGAUCUACCCAUGGCUCUGAGGGUGUUCAGCAUGGACUAUCACCACGUACAGGCUCCCUUUGAGAUCGUGCUGUGGAUCAUGCUGGCCUCACUGGCCAAGCUGGGUUUCCACUGGUCAGGUCGAGUCCCUGCAGUUGUCCCCGAAAGCUGCGUCCUCAUCAUGGUGGGCCUCCUGGUUGGAGGUGUGAUCUAUGGGGUGCGCCACUCUGCUCCACCGACUCUCAGCGCCGAUGCUUUCUUCCUCUUUCUGCUGCCACCCAUCGUGUUAGAUGCGGGAUACUUCCUGCCAGGCAGGCUGUUCUUUGAAAACCUUGGUACAAUCCUCUGGUAUGCAGUGCUGGGGACCUUGUGGAACGUCCUGGGCAUCGGCCUGUCUCUGUACGGUGUUUGCCUGCUGGCUCAGAGCUCACUAGGAGAUGUCUCUCUGCUCCACUGCCUGCUGUUUGGCUCCCUGAUCGCUGCUGUAGACCCAGUGGCGGUGCUUUCUGUUUUCCAAGAGAUGCAAGUUAACGAACAGCUGCAUAUCCUGGUGUUCGGAGAGUCACUGCUCAAUGACGCCGUCACUGUGGUGCUCUACAAGCUUUUUGAGUCCUUCCUCCGUCUGCCAUCAGUGUCAGGGCUGGAUGUUUUGCUGGGGGGCUGCAGGGUGGUGGUGGUCGGAAUCGGGGGCUUGUGUGUAGGUCUCUUCUUCGGCCUGCUGGCAGCCCUCACCUCACGUUUUACCUCCAGGGCCCAAGUCAUCGCCCCGCUCUUUGUCUUCCUCUAUUCCUAUUUGUCUUACCUUACCUCAGAGAUGCUUCACCUCUCUGGGAUCAUGGCCAUAGUGACCUGUGCUGCUACAAUGAAACAGUACGUGGAAGCAAAUGUGUCGGAGCGCAGCAACACCAGCAUCCAGUACUUUCUGAAGAUGUGGAGUAGCGUGAGCGAGACCUUAAUCUUCAUCUUCCUGGGAGUGUCCACCAUACAGGACAUCCACAUGUGGAGCUGGCCGUUUGUGACUUCUACACUGCUGCUCUGUCUCAUCUGGAGGGCCACGGGCGUGCUUUUGCUGACCGCGUUUGUGAACAAGCUCCGGAGGAACGCCGUGACCUUCCGAGACCAGUUCAUCAUCGCCUACGGUGGCCUGAGAGGGGCAAUCUGUUUUUCCCUGGUCUUCCUGAUUGAUGACUUCCCAAAGAAACGACUCUUCAUCACCACUACCAUCGUGGUCAUUCUCUUUACUGUCUUUGUACAGGGGAUGACCAUCAAGCCUCUGGUGGAGCUAUUGUAUGUGAAGAGGAAGAAGAGAGCUCUGCCUACUCUCAGUGAGGAGAUCCACAGCAGGCUCAUAGAUCACCUGGUGGCAGGUAUAGAGGACGUGGUUGGCUACUGGGGGCAGCACUACUGGAAAGACAAGUUUGAGCAGUUCAACAAGAAGUACCUUCGCCGUUUCCUCAUCCGUAACGACCGCCAGGCUAGUUCCAGCAUCCUCAGAGUUUACCAGGAGCUGGAGAGACGGGAGCAGAGGGGAGUCGAGGAGGAGGCCCCGCCGAUAGUGGAUCCUCGCUCCCAAGGGCGACCUCUGCUACCGGAGGAGAUGGAAAGCAUCAGGCGCAUCCUCUCAAGAAACCUCCAAAACUUCAAUAACAAGCAGACACCAGCCUACAGCAGACACACCCUGCACCAGGACACAUUGGUGGACAGAACAAGGAAGCCCCUUUACAGACACCAAAGUCUGGGAGAAAGAUACUCAUACAACACAAUCACACACUUUCAGGGGGAGGAUGGUGGGCUAAGUGAGCCACAGAGAGUGAGAACUGGACUUAGCAGAUCUCACACAGUGUGCUCCAUUAGCCCACGAUCCACUCUCUUGGACUCCUCAGACUCAGCUGGCCCGGCUCAGACUAGAUCAAUGGAUCCAAAAGCUGCUAGAGAAGACCUAGUCUCUCCAAAACAUCAGGAAACCAUGGAGAGAGCCGCCAGGAAACACCUCAGCUUUGUUUUGGAGAAUGAGAAGCAGCAAUGAAUGCAGACUGUGAGACACGGGGAGGGAGGGAGAAAAACAUAUGAAAGCAAAGAACUCAGCGUGUUCCAUCAUUUGAAGUGAUAAGUACCUUGUAUUCCUUUAAGCACAGAGUUGUGAGGUGCAAAGCAGAACUAGUAGAAGUCUUCAGCAAUUUCAUGGACGCAUCCCAAGUAAAUUCCUCAUAAAAUGAAUUUAAUGGUUUUAUUUAUUUAUUUGCCGGCUACAAUAAAGCUUUUCUCAGCUCUAUGUUUCACCUCUUGAACAACUCUUGCAUCUCCAGCCUAAUUCAUUUUCAAAGCACCAUUCCCAGAGUAACACAAACAUUACAAAUACCUCGCAGUCAUAAAUGCUGAUACCUGCUGCCCACAACGUCCUCACGCCAAUCUUUCCUCUCCUUGUUUCCUUUACAAAUGCACAGCAAAAUACAUACACUGGUAAUCUGACGAGGACAGGCUUACUGCGUCCUAAAAUAACUCCUGUCCCCCCACCUCCCUCUGUUUGACCUGCUCGGUUACUGUAGCAUUUUUUCCCUCACAGCUCCCAGCAUGCCAGGGAGUGGCUGAGAGAGGCUGGCCAUGUUCUUUAGGAUUGGGACUGGGCAGACAGCCUUCAGAGUGGACACAAGUAAGGAGUCACUGACCUGAAGACUAAAAGCUAAGAGGAAUCAUACUUUAAAGCGGGGUAAAGGCCGGAGUUAUGAGGGUGGGAGCUGCAGCUCUGUCUGGGGGGAUUUUUGGGGUAAUAGGGACUCUGUGUUUCUUCCUGGCAUUUGGUACUGACUACUGGCUGGUCGCAAGCGACAACUGCGGACCAUAUAGAUGGCAAACACAAACGACACCGAUGGGGGACAAAGAUGCCAACAGGACUGAGACGCUGUUGGUGGAAGAAGCGAGUACCUCCCCUCCUUCCCUCACGCUGCACCACGAGGGCUUUUUCUGGCGCUGUGCGUUUCAGGUGGAGCCCACGACGCACGCAGUGCUGGCCACUCUCUUCA